Molecule: messenger RNA, 892 nt
Organism: Morus notabilis
Lineage: Eukaryota; Viridiplantae; Streptophyta; Magnoliopsida; Rosales; Moraceae
Product: CRIB domain-containing protein RIC4
Exons: 3
Coding region: 87-602 (171 amino acids)
Source: RefSeq, a predicted model, not a curated record
CGAGUUUUGCAUUUCAUCAACCACCGUUUUGCCAUAUUUCAACCCUCUGUUUUUUUUUUUCUCUGUCUGUUUGUGAAGAAAAAAAAAUGAGGGAAAGAAUGGAGAGAUUUGUACUUCUUCCGUUUUCAGUCGGGUGUAUCUCUGAAUCAAGUGUGGCUGUGGGAGUACAGCAGCCCAGAAAAUCCAAGGCUCACACAAACCCAUCUCCAAUAAAAAUGGAAGAAGAAGAUGAUGAUGAUGAAGAAAGCCUAUCAGGUGAAAGCACAAAGAGCUCAUUCAGGUCUUUAUCUCUCCGAAAACCAAACAUAUCCACUGGGAUUAACAGGCUUUUCAAGGGUUUCAAAAACUUCUCUCAAUUUUUUGUUUACAAGGAAGAACUGAAAAUGGAUAUGGAGAUCGGAGGUCCUACAGAUGUGAAGCAUGUGACGCACAUAGGUUGGGAUGGUUCCGCGACGAUAAGCGACGCCGUUAUGGGUUGGGAGAAUCUCAUAUCUCCUGAGUUGCUCUCUGUGCCAUCUGAUCCUUGGAGGCCAUCGUUUGAAUUCUCCAUGGCUGCACAAGUACCUGAUCAAACUCCUCUUAUUAAGGGUUCUGCCUCUUAAUUUAGACAGAGAGAUAUCAUUGCUACGUUGGUCAUAUAUAGUCGGUUCUUUGUAUUUAAAUUGUAUCUAAAUCAGGACCAUAUAUUCAAACUUAAAGGUGUCUCUCUCUUUUGUACUUUGUGGUGAAUGUUUGAAGCUCUAUGUAUGUUUGUGAUUACUAUGGCUAUAAGUAAUUAUAUAUGGGUGUCAUUGCCUAUAUACGAAUUUUUGGCAUUUCAAUAGACAUCCUUAACUCAAAGAGAAAAAAAUACUUGACUUAAUUUGUUUUGUAAUUAAAAGUGUCUUACUAU